Psylliodes chrysocephalus is the source of this 1038-nucleotide messenger RNA. The record is from the annotation of a GenBank genome assembly. NCBI's taxonomy places the organism in Eukaryota, Metazoa, Arthropoda, Insecta, Coleoptera, Chrysomelidae.
AUGGGUGGUCGAACUUUUCACGAAAUCGAUUGCAGAUUGCAACAGAUCAUGGAAGAGUACGGCAGUCCGUUCGGUGGCGUCUCUGUUAUCGUCGUUUUCGGUGAUUUCAGACAAUUACCACCCGUCGGUGAUGGUUUCAUUUUCAAAAAGCCACAUUUCCGAGUAACUCAUGCGAACAUCGUUGGUAAGGAGGGUUGGCUGUGGCAACUUUUCAAGUUGUUUGAAUUGGUGGAAGUGAUGCGACAAAAAGAGGACGUGUCAUUUGCCAAGGCUCUCAACAAUCUGGCCGAAUAUAGGAUGUCGGCCGAUGAUAUUCGUCUGUUGGAGUCAAGGCCUAUUACGGCCAUGCAGGCAACGUCCCUCAAUAAAAAUGUCGCACCACCGCAACAACAAAACUCUUCAUCUAUCAUACCUCGAGACGCCAUCCGUCUAUUCAGAACAAAUGCCAUCGUACAGAAUCAUAACGAUGCCGUCUUGGCCACGUUCCAAGACGAUGUCGCCGUUUCUGUAGCCGUUGAUCUGGUGGAAGGUACGAAAACGGAUAAGCUGAAGAAGCAAUUCCUGAAUAAAGUGAGAAAAUUACCUAUCGGCCAAACUUUCAGGUUGGCGUUGACCGUUCCUUUGCAUGUCAACGCUCGAUAUAUGAUAACCGUAAAUAUCGAUAUAGUCGAUGGUUAUGUACACGGUGCGUGUAGUAUUUUAAAGAAAAUCCAACGGCGUGUACCGACGACGGCAGGUAAUCGUCGUCGCGGUGACGGAGCGGCCGUUAGAUCACAACCACCAUUAAUUUCUGAUACAAACGAGAUUGACGUCGUGCGCGGUGAGGACGGAGAAACCGCUGGUGAUGACGUAUUCUGCGUUUGGUUGGAUUUCGGAGGUGGAGCGAGCGGCGUUAGUUCCGUCGGAAAAUUAACUUGCGACAAAUACCUGAAAAAGAGGCGUUUGAUCGAUGUGGAUUCACGUCGUGGACUUUGUAGUGAUGACAUCCUACAAAAUCCAACGUGGGUUCCUCUGUUCAGAUGCACAAGACGUUUGUAA